AUGUUGCACGCCAACUCUUCACCACAAAAAUCUAUUACUUCGAUCCGAUCAAAGAUUGAGAAGAGAAAACGAGUGUCGAAUCAGUUCUCGGCCACCCGUCUUGUUGAUGAAGUCUAUGGCUCGAAUCACUCGAUUGUGCAAUCUCUUGGAUGGAGUCAUAAACUCGUUGGACAUCAUGGCUGUGUGAAUGCCAUUAAUUUUAACACCAAUGGAGAUUUAAUAGUCACUGGAAGUGACGAUGAAACAGUUAAAAUUUGGAACACAUGGACAGGAAAAUGUCUCACCACUCUCUCUGGUCACAUUAGUAAUGUUUUUGCCACAAAUUUCUUCAACUCGAACCAUCAUCAAAUUAUUAGUGGUGGCAAUGAUUCUGAUGUUCGUUUCUAUGAUAUUGAAAAAGAUGUCUGUACAGUCUAUCAACAUCACACGAAAAAGGUUUUAAAAAUUGCAACUUGUCCACUCUUACCUCAUUGUUUCUAUUCAUGUUCAGCGGAUGGUUCUUGUCGAAUGUUUGAUGUGAGAUGUAAAUAUUCAAAUUCAAAAAUUGAACAAGAAAAGAUUGUAAAAGAGACCAGAAGUGGUAGUAGUAGUAGCAAUGGUAAUAGUAGCACUGGCAACACUCAUCAUCCUUCUCGAUUGAAUGCUUACAGUAAUUAUAAUGAUACCAUUUUACCUCAAGCCAUUGGAGGUGGAAGAGCAAUUUCGAGUCAAGGAGGAGUUGUUACCACAACAACAACAACAACCACCAAUCCUACUCUUACUGGAAGUGUGUUGAAUGAUCAUUCUUAUGGUAGUAGUAGUAGUAGUAGUUCGACCAAUUCCAACACACAUCCAGUGAGUUCCUUGGUGGUCAAUUAUCGAAUGCUCGAAUAUCAUACAAAAACAGUUCCAACAUUGUAUAGUGUGGAAUUAAAUCCAUUCAAUCCUCAUCAACUCAUUAUUGGUUCCUAUCUUGGAGAUACACGACUCUUUGAUACGAGAAGGAUUGAGAAUUUUAAUGCCAAUUCUUAUGUGAAUAUUUACAGACCUGUAGAGCCUAAUUAUGAUCCGAGAGAUUAUGAAGUCACUGGAUGUGCAUUUUCACAAGAUGGUUCAAAGAUUGUGAGUACACAUUUGGGAGAUUAUAUUUACUUGUUUGAUCGAGAGAGAAACUUUGAGAGGGAUGAAGGUGUGGAUUAUAGUCGAGUCAUUCCAUCGCCAACAGCAGGUGCAUCCUCGUCAUUUUCACAGAGUCUUUUAUCGAGAAGAUCGAGAAAUAACUCGACGACAACGACAACAAGGACGACGACGACAACCACGAGUGGAAGAACUGUUCAUGAAAGUGUGAAUGGUUCUUUUAUUGAAGAAGAAGAAGAAGACGGUGAACGUGUGAAUGUUACAAUGAAUGAUUCUAUGGAAGAUCCAACUGCUCCCUCAACUUGUACCUACGAAAGAAAGUUCACUGGUCAUUGUUCACGACAAACCAUUAAGGGAGUCAACUUUUUUGGUCUCCAUUCAGAAUAUGUCAUUUCAGGAAGUGACGAUUCGAAUAUCUUUAUUUGGGAAAGAGAAAGUGGAGAGCUAGUUCGAGUGUUAUCUGGUCACGAGGACAUUGUAAAUACAGUAGUAUGUCAUCCAGAAUAUCCAGUGAUUUGUAGUGGUGGAAUUGAUGAUUUUGUCAAUGUUUGGGCACCCUGUAAUGAUUCCUUAUUGUUAUCGAGUGAGGAAAUGAAACGAAGAAAAACUCAUUUGGAAAGUGUGAUGGAAGAGAAUGCACACGAAUUGGAUGAUGAAGAAGUGACACAUAUUCCAGCACACUUGUUGCAAGUGUUAAUGCAAUACUUUAUGUCAAGAGGAGCAGAUAUGGAGGAUGAUGACGAUGAUCUUGACGAUCUCGAUGAUUGA
Messenger RNA from Naegleria lovaniensis, 1884 nucleotides. RefSeq lists its product as uncharacterized. The record is from RefSeq and is a predicted model, not a curated record. The coding region runs from base 1 to 1884 and encodes 627 amino acids. Gene Ontology annotation, biological process: negative regulation of fatty acid biosynthetic process. The transcript has 4 exons. Gene Ontology annotation, cellular component: cytoplasm; Cul4-RING E3 ubiquitin ligase complex. Gene Ontology annotation, molecular function: protein binding. NCBI's taxonomy places the organism in Eukaryota, Heterolobosea, Eutetramitea, Acrasida, Naegleriidae.